AUGAAAUCUUUCUUUUUUUUCUUUGUAUUUUACUUAUUUGUUACUAAAACCAUUUGUAUAUCUAUCUAUCUAUCUAUCUAUCUAUCUAUCUAUCUAUCUAUCUCCGUCUUUGUUCAUAUCUAUCUAUCUAUCUAUCUAUCUAUCUAUCUAUCUAUCUAUCUAUCUAACAAAGGAUGUCUGUGUAUCUAUGUGUCUACGUCUGCUUCUGAGUACGCAUGCGCUGUUAAUACCCUUCGCUUAACGCAUUUACUUGGCUUCUUUUAUUUAUUAUCUAAAACUACUCCAGCCUCUUUUUCAGCUAUCUUUCUUUCUUUUUUUUGUAGAGAUAUUUACUUUCGUCUUGUCUCUUUACUUAAACACGUUCCUUCCAUAUUCUUCGAUGACAAAUACAUAGACUUUAAAUCUUCUUUGUUUCUUAAAUUUCUUUCUUUUCUGGUACCGAUUCUCGUAUUUUAUAUCACAUAUCUUCGUAUUCUAAUCCUUCUUCCUUUUGUUCAUGCAACUUUUCCCGAUUCACGGCCUCUCAUAUCUUUUCUGAAAUCCCUCCUUCAUUUCUUUUUUGUCGUUUCCUUAUUCCGCUUUCGUCAUCUUUCUCUUUUGCUGCUAAUGGCGCUCUUCAUUCUGCCAUGA
This is a messenger RNA of Acanthosepion pharaonis, 630 nucleotides long. Lineage: Eukaryota; Metazoa; Mollusca; Cephalopoda; Sepiida; Sepiidae. The record is from the annotation of a GenBank genome assembly.